Eriocheir sinensis (Chinese mitten crab) is the source of this 853-nucleotide messenger RNA. RefSeq lists its product as uncharacterized. The record is from RefSeq and is a predicted model, not a curated record. NCBI's taxonomy places the organism in Eukaryota, Metazoa, Arthropoda, Malacostraca, Decapoda, Varunidae. The coding region runs from base 132 to 647 and encodes 171 amino acids. The transcript is spliced from 3 exons.
UAAGGGAGUCGAGGCGGCCCGCAGCACACACCCGCACCUGCCUCCCCUCCGUCAGGCCGCCCUCACCUGCCUCGCCUCGCCGCCACCUGUUGACUCACGCGGGGAAGGAAGACUCACACCGCUGACCUAGAAUGAAGUGUGUGUUCCUGCUGGCCGCGGUGCUGGGCGUGGCGUGGGCCCGCCCCGCCAAGCUGGACCAGUCCACCACAACGCCCCCGCCCGCCCACCUCACGCCCCUGCUGGUGAAGGACCUCGGCGACCUGCGCGUCCAGGUGUCGGAGCGUCAGAAAGGUGAAUAUGGGCUGCGGGUGUACCAGAAGGGUGACGACAGGCACCAACUGCCCUCAACGGUUUGGUCGGUGCCCCAUAACUGGCACCCGCCCGGUUUGGAGCGGUCGAGGAUCGUGCACGCCGAGGUCAUCUCCACCGGCGACGUGGUAAUUGCUUUCUUCAGCCUAGAGAACGGCCUCGACCUCAUCCUCCUCCCUAAGGAGCUGUUCGUCCAAAAGAAAACCGAAUCGGGGAUCAUCGUGUACCCGAAGCUGCCCAGCCCCUGGCACCCCACAGUGUCCACGCCGUCCAUGCGCUGGGAGUGGACCUCGGCGACCACAGAGUACUCGGUAGUCUCGCCCGACCCUCAGAAGUAAAGGGCGUGAGGACUCUGAGGAGGCGACGCGGACAGAUGGGCGGCGGGCCCCUGUCAGCCUGCAGCCACACGAGGGAGGAUGACAGUGUUGCGAGCUUGCGACGUCAUCAUGCAUGUCGGUGUUCGUCAUAGAUAUCCGUGUUUGUAUAUAUAUCCAUCUUUAUUAAUAGAAUCGUACACAGCCUUAAUAAAAGAGAUCCCAAAGGU